Molecule: messenger RNA, 1155 nt
Organism: Camelina sativa (false flax)
Lineage: Eukaryota; Viridiplantae; Streptophyta; Magnoliopsida; Brassicales; Brassicaceae
Product: putative F-box/LRR-repeat protein 21
Molecular function (GO): protein binding
Source: RefSeq, a predicted model, not a curated record
ACUACACUUUCACUUCUUAUCCUCAAAAAAAUGUCUGCCUCCUCCUCUACAUUGGUGCCUCCGCUGAUGAUGAGAGAGGAAGAAGAGCCGAGAAACUGGACGGAGCUUCCGUCGGAGGUUACGUCUUUGAUCCUGCUCCGACUUGGUGCAGUUGAGAUACUUGAAAACGCUCAGAAGGUGUGCAAACCGUGGCGACACAUCUCUAAGGACCCUUCUAUGUGGCGAAAAAUCGACAUGCGAGACCUGGGAAACCGAAGAUUGAAGGAUUUGGAUUUCGAUACCUUGUGCCGUCACGCUGUUGAUCUCAGCCAGGGCGGCUUGCUCGAGAUCAACCUUGACUUCUUCUCGUCCGAUUCUCUCCUUGCUUACAUCGCCGAUAGAUCAAGGAAUCUGAGAAGUCUUGGAAUUCAAAUGUUCUUCACAGCUAUGACGAACGGAGGACUUGUAAACGCAAUCGCAAGACUUCCAUUGCUUGAAACCCUCGAGGUCUCACACACAUGUUUAAGACUGGACCUGAAAGCUAUAGGCCACGCUUGCCCACAGCUAAAGACAUUGAAGCUAAACUCCUCAGGGUCAGUGUAUGAUGGGUUAGAUGAGUUAGGUUAUACCUUUCUCCUCAAAUAUGAUGAUGAUUAUGCCCUAGCAAUCGCUGAAAGCAUGCCUGAACUACGCCACCUCCAGCUUCUUGGUGACAGAUUAACUGACACUGGCUUGAACGCCAUUCUUGACGGUUGUCCUCACCUGGAACACCUUGAUUUACGCAAGUGUUACAACAUUAACCUUGUCGGAAAUCUUGAGAAACAAUGUUUGGAGAGGAUGAAAGAGUUCAAAGGCCCGGACGACUCAACCGCUGAUUACCCAUAUGAUAUCACUUUUGUCAAUUCUGACACUGACUCAUAUUAUGACUACUACUAUGAGAGUGGUAGCGACAUCGAGGUCAACUACGACGGAGCAGGUACUUGGGACUAGGUAUUGAAUCUCUCUAAAAACAAUUUGCUUUUGUUGGUCUUGUCAACUUAUGAAGUCGUUCAUGUCUCCUCUUUUCUCUAUGUUGGUACUUGGUAAUUUCAAAGACCUUAUUUCCUUUAAACUUCUAAGCUUUGAGUGCGUGACUGUAAGUUGCAACAACGAUUGGAUGGUUUUUUUUUAAGUGGA